GCCUUUUCUAAGUUUUCACUUGAUGUUUAAAAUUUUUUGAUUUAUUAUGUCACCAUAUUAAGCCAAUUCAAUCAAUCAUAUCCAAAAGUACCUCUAAGAAGGACAAAGAAUCCACAAAUCCAAAAGUGGAGGUUGUUACCACUCAUGACAACAGUCUUAAUAAUAAAGAUGAAGACACAGAAUCCAGUGAAAAGAUGGAACCCACAAAAGAUGAUAAAAAUUGUUCACUCCCAACAAUUUUGGAAAAAGGACCAUCAGAUGAUGAAUCCUGUAUGAUGUCACUGGCUGAUCAAAAGGAGGAUGAAAUUACUCCAGGCAUGACAGAACAUGCAGAGCCACAUUUUGUUCAGGUUGGCUCAUGGAAGACAGGAUUGUGUCAACAUAUCCGCAGAGCUUUUUCUACUCCUCACCUUUCAAACUAUGUCGUUCCACUGUGUACUACAACUGAUGUAGCAGAUACCUCAGCAGAGGUGGAAUAUAUGGACAAGGAAACCCCAAUUGAAGUAAGCGAAAAGAUGUACACUGAUGAAAAUUUAACUGGUGAUGCAAAGGAGGAUGAAAUUACUCUGUCCAUGACUGAAGAGACUCAGACCAAUUAUGUCCAGGUUGGAUCAAGGAACACUGCAUUGUGUGUACCAGACAGCUCUGCACCUGAGGAAUAUAUGGACAAGGAAACCCCAAUUGAAAUACAUGCUGAUGAAAAUUCAACUGUUGAUCCCAAGGAGGAGGAAAUUACUCUAUCCAUGACGGAACAUAGAGAGACACAUUUUGUUCAGGUUGGCUCAUGGAAGACAGGACUGUGUCAACAUAUGUGUGGAGCUUUUUCUACUCCCCACAUUUCUAACUAUGUCGUUCCACUGUGUACUACAAUUGAUGUUAUGCCAGGCAAAAUGGUAGAAGAAUCAGAAAAUACUGAUACCACCAGAUCAGAACCUGUUGGCGAUGGUACUGUUUAUGAUCAGUCACACACCAAUAAUGAUGAUGAAGACAGUGAGGCCAAUGACAAGAUGGCUGCUGUUGAAAGUGAAAACUCUGAUCCAAAGGAGGAUGAAAUUACUCCAUCCACAACUGACCAUACACCAACCCAUUAUGUCCAGGUUGGAUCAAGGACCCGGAGAUUGUGUCAAUAUAUUCGCAGAGUUAUUUCAUCUCUCAACUUUUGUGACUGUCUCUUUAGACAGUGUAUUUCAGUUGAUGUAGCAGACAGCUCUACAGAAGUGCAAUACACAGACAAGGAAACCCCAACAGAAGUAAGUGAGAAGAUAGAUGCUGAUGAAAAUUCAAAUGGCAUGUCAUCAGCACAGUCACCAAAGGAACCACAGCACGAGGACUCUACCAAUGCGAAGCCUGGUCACAAGGACUCACCACCUCAUGUGGUUGGGGACCUUGGCUUCGCCCCCCCAAAAUGA
Molecule: messenger RNA, 1409 nt
Organism: Jaculus jaculus (lesser Egyptian jerboa)
Lineage: Eukaryota; Metazoa; Chordata; Mammalia; Rodentia; Dipodidae
Exons: 29
Coding region: 195-1409 (404 amino acids)
Source: RefSeq, a predicted model, not a curated record